This is a messenger RNA of Micropterus salmoides (largemouth bass), 2660 nucleotides long. It is a transcript of the gene acad11, whose product is annotated as acyl-CoA dehydrogenase family, member 11. Gene Ontology annotation, molecular function: oxidoreductase activity, acting on the CH-CH group of donors; flavin adenine dinucleotide binding. Gene Ontology annotation, cellular component: mitochondrion. The record is from RefSeq and is a predicted model, not a curated record. The transcript has 20 exons. Lineage: Eukaryota; Metazoa; Chordata; Actinopteri; Centrarchiformes; Centrarchidae. The coding region runs from base 149 to 2455 and encodes 768 amino acids.
CUAUUGCCAUAAAUAUACUACUAGAAAUUGAUGAGUACAUUACGUCGGUGUGUGUAUCUGUAAACGGUCCGACUACUAUCAACGCUGUGAAAGUUAGCUCAUCAAUGCACCUGGGAAAUUAUUAACCUACUCUUUAACGUUAACAGACAUGGACGAGCAAACAACUCCUGUACGACAGCAACAUGAAUUCAAUGUUGGCAGACUUAAAAGUUAUCUGUCUGUUAAGUCACGGAUGUCUAACAAUGACACACUCACUGUCAAACAGUACAGUGCUGGUCAGUCAAACCCAACCUUCCUAAUACAAACACCCUCAAACAGCUUGGUGCUCAGGAAGAAACCCCCAGGUGAGCUGCUGCCAGGGGCUCACAAGGUGGACAGGGAGUAUCGGGUGCAAAAGGCCCUGUUCUCUGCUGGCUUCCCUGUACCUCAGCCUCUCUUGCACUGCACUGAUAAUGAAAUCAUUGGAACAGAGUUCUACUUGAUGGAGCAUGUGAAGGGGCGUAUAUUCAGGGAUCUCCGACUUCCUGGAGUGAGUGCAGCAGAGAGAACAGCUCUAUAUGUGGCUGCAGUGGAAGUAUUGGCAAAGCUUCACUCAUUGGACCUGGCUUCACUGAACCUUGAAGGGUAUGGAAAAGGAUCAGGCUACUGCAAGAGACAAGUGUCCACCUGGACAAAGCAGUACAAUGCAGCAGCCCAGAGAGACAUUCCAGCCAUGAAUGAACUGUCUGAUUGGCUGAUGAAUAAUUUGCCAGCCAGUGAUGAUGAGGUCACGCUUGUCCAUGGAGAUUUCAGAUUGGAUAACUUGAUAUUCCAUCCAACAGAGGCACGUGUGAUAGCAGUGUUGGACUGGGAGCUGUCUACCACUGGACAGCCUUUGGCAGACUUGGCCUACUUUCUUAUGCCUCACUACUGGCCUACAAGCCUUAAUAUUAUCAGCACAAUGGGCAGCUUAAAAGGUGUAGAAGGUAUCCCAACUGUGGAUGACCUGAACUCCAUUUACUGCCGGUGCCGGGGUAUCCCAUUUGCUUUGCCGCAGUUGAAUUUCUACUUGGCCCUGUCAGUCUUUAAAAUGGCAGGAAUUGCCCAGGGGAUCUAUGCACGCCACUUACUGGGUAUUGCCAGUGCUCCCAAUGCAGCUCAGUUCGGCCAGUGUGUGGAGCCCUUGGCAAAGGUUGCCUUGCAGCUUGUGCAGAGGUCUGUCACAGGUCCUACAGAAGACGGUCUGUUUCUCCAGACGGCUAAAGGUCGGGCUGUUCUCCAGCAAGUCAAAGACUUCAUGAGACAUUAUGUGCUUCCUGCUCAGGAGGAAGUUGCAGAGUACUACUCUAAGCAUGCUCAGUCUCCACAGAGGUGGCACACCCCUCAAAUAAUAAAAGAUCUAAAGGUGAAGGCCCAGGGAGCAGGGCUGUGGAAUCUGUUCCUGCCUGCAGUCAGUGGUCUCAGUCAGUUGGACUAUGCCUACAUUGCAGAGGAAACUGGACGUUGCCUCUUUGCCCCCGAGGUCUUCAACUGCCAGGCUCCUGACACAGGAAAUAUGGAGGUGCUUCACAUGUUUGGCAGUGAGGAACAGAAGAGGAAAUGGCUGGAGCCUCUGCUCAGAGGAGAGAUCCGCUCCUGCUUCUGCAUGACAGAGCCUGAUGUGGCCUCCAGUGAUGCAACCAACAUGGAGUGCACUCUUCGCAGGGAUGAAGACAACUACGUCAUAAAUGGCAAGAAAUGGUGGAGCAGUGGUGCUGGCAAUCCCCAGUGCAAAGUGGCCAUUGUGAUGUGCAGGAGCUGUUCCCAGGAUGUUAGCAGCAGGCAUGGCCAACACAGUAUGAUCCUCAUCCCUAUGGACACUGCAGGCGUAAAGCUCAUCAGACCGCUCACCGUGUUUGGACAAGAUGAUGCCAUCCAUGGUGGCCACUUUGAAGUGCACUUGGAAAAUGUGCAUGUCCCUGCUUCCAACAUUAUUCUAGGAGAGGGCCGGGGAUUUGAGAUUGCCCAGGGUCGCCUGGGGCCGGGCAGGCUGCACCACUGUAUGAGGGCUGUUGGUCUGACAGAGUUGGCACUGGAGCUGCUGUGCCAGCGGGCAGCCUCAAGGCACACAUUUGGAAAGAAACUGUACCAACAUGAAGUUGUUGCUCACUGGAUAGCAGAGUGCCGUCUCAUGAUUGAACAGACCCGCCUGCUGACACUAAAUGCUGCUCAUGCCCUGGAUACACUGGGGAGCCGGGCUGCUCGCAAACAGAUUGCUAUGAUCAAGGUGGCAGCAGCCAGGAUGGCCUGUAAAGUGGUGGACUGUGCUAUACAGGUAUAUGGAGGUGCAGGUGUGUCUGGAGAUGUCCCACUAGCCCAGAUGUAUUCAUAUGUGCGGACUCUACGCAUUGCUGAUGGGCCAGAUGAAGUCCACCUCUCCUCCAUUGCUCAUCUUGAAUUAAGGGAUCAACUAAAGAAAGCACAUGCCAAGCUGUAAAGUAAUGGCCAUCACAUGGACACAACAGCUUCACUAAAUUGCAAUUUGCCUUAACAAAAAAGCAGCAUUUUCAGUUGCCAUGAACUAUCCUGCUACCAAAUUACACUAAGUGUAAGUAAAUGACUGAUUUAUAAUUAGUUGUAUACAUUUCUCUGCAACCUGCUUGAACUGAAAUCAUUCCAUUAAAAGUUUGAGGUAAAAAUGA